GCUGCAGCUAUUGAUUAUUUUAGUAGUCGAUUAAUCGAUGAACUAGUUAGUUCGAAUAAUCGAGGAAUCGGAUAAGGAACAUGAAAAAUUAAAAUACCUGGGAUAAGCCUCAAACGGUAUAUAAAAAAAUUAAUGAGGAUCUAUGUACAACAAAAGAACAAUUGGUUAACUUACAUAGCAAAAGUCCCCUAUCUUAAAUGCUAUAAUAAACUUUUUUUUUUUUUUAUUAACAAUGCUCCUAAAAAAUGGUUCAGACUCAUAUUCCCACAAAAAACGAUUAAAUAUACCUAUAAACUAAAUUACAAAUGCAUUGAAAAACAUUAGCCCAAACAAAAACUUAGCUUACGUUGGUCUUAACGGGAAGCAGUUGGAUUCAGCCAUGUAGAAUGAGGCAGACCAGAGGGCAGUGUUCCCACCCUAAUCUAUAAAACUGAAAUGCAAACCCUUUCAAAAUAAACCAUUACAAUGCCACUUUAAUUAAACGAAUACUCGAAGCAACAAAAUUUAAUUCGAAUAUUUUUUCCUUAUCGAAUACUCGAGUUAAUCGAUUAAUCAUUGCAGCACUAGUCUAGAGACACCAGACCCAACGCUGUGGAUGAGUUUGAGGCCGCUAUCGAAGCAUCCUGGGCCUCCAUAACACCUCAGCAGUGCCACAGGCAAAGCAAAAGGAUUCCCGACCAAGUAUUGAGUGCAUAGCUGAUAUAAUUAAUUGAAAGUUGCCUUUUUUGUAUUAAAAAACACUUUUUUGUUUUGGUCGUAUGAAAUAUGCAAAGUUUUUGAGAUCAUCAAAUCAUCAAUAUUAAAACAAUAAUAGGCUUGAACUACUUCAGUUGUGUGUAAUGAGUCUAAAAUAUAUGAAAGUCUAAUGUUUAUCAGUACAUUACAGAAAAUAAUGAAAUUUAUCACAGUAUGCUAUUGUUUCUAGAAGGACUAGUAUAUUAAGUUGGCCCCUUGCAUCCUUCGAUUUUUCUCAAAAUGUCCGACGGCGGGAAAAGUUUGGAUACCCCUGCUGUAAACGCUUAUUAUAGAUUCAGUGCUGUUGUAGUAGUCUGCUCCUAUGAGAAAGCCCGAGCCAUUAGGGGAGGGAGUUAAAGUGUGAAGACGCACAUGGCAUCCCUCCCACAUGACGAGAGGGAGGCUGCUCUCCUCCUGGCUCUCUUCCAGACUCAACCGCCACCUCCACGGGUCAUGGACGGCGUUCAAUCUCAACACGUCGAUACAGCAGAGGCUGAAGACAAGUUCCGCGCCCUCGCCUACGACACGGCACUGAGCACGGUUCUGGCGGUGGCCGUGUACGUGACGCUCAAAGCCAGCCUAGACGGCGUCCGGCGGUGGCGAGCCCGCAUGGCGGUGCUCGUCGUAGGCUCGGGUCCAGUGGGACUGACGGCCGCCCUGGUCGCUGUCCGCUCGGGGAAGGUGCUGAAGCUGACCGUGCUGGACGAGCGCAACCGGAGCGCGCUGCUCUGCCGGCCGCAGCAGAUCGCCUUGGACCCCCGUAGCGUGGACUUUCUCCUGGGACUCGGCGUGGACUUUGACAACAUGGAGGGAUGCUGGCAUGAAGAGCACUUCUUCACGAGGAUAGGCGUGUUCCAGGAGUACCUGCUUAGCAUCCUGGAGCAAAAGAAGCAGGAGGUGGACGUCAGGGUGCAGCUCGGAACUAAGUUCACAGACGAUUACCUGCGGCGAAUCCCGGCCAACGAAUGGCCGCGCGUUAUUGUGGUGGCCGACGGCUCGUGCGGCGACUCCUGCUCCGUGCUGGGCCUCAGUUCCGACUACACAGUGGAGUCGUGCCAUGCUUACGGAGCCAACGCCAGCAUCGAGAGGCUGGACCAGAGACAGGUACCCACUCCAGAAAUCCGCGCCCACAGUCUCUACUUCGACCUGUCUGCUUACGGGUUGGAAGCCCCGAGGGAGCACCGUAACCCCACUGCCCGGUCGGGGUUCCACUUGAAGAUCUACGGCACCUUCCGGAACCGCUACAUGGCUCUCGUGUGUCCCUCUUCUGAUGCCAAGAUGGUGCGCUUCCUCAAGCAUACAGCCAAUUCCUCGAUCAUGAAGAACAUCUUCCAUCAGUCCUUUAAUGUAUACAAAACAGACAUCGAGCCACGGCUGAACGACGUGACGCUCUACCACAUGCAGUGCAGUCGGCGGCUAUUCGAGAUUCAGUUGUCACACAGACGAGUCAGCGCCGCCUAUAUCGAGGGGGAUAAUGUCGCCGUCACCGUGGAAGGAGAGGCGGCGCGCGUUCUCAACUUUGACACAGGCUGCGGGGUCAACCUGGGCCUGCGAGGCCUGGAGUCCAUGGGCACAUUCAUAUAUCGCACGGCCACUGCAGUGGACCAGCAUGAUGUCCUGGAGGCCCUGUCUGCAAAGAUGCAGCACUCCAGACAAGUGGCACGGACCUUCAAGCAGACGGGCCUGACUGAGUCCAUGUAUGCAUGACAGAGGCUGCUUUUAUGGACAGUGCACAUGAUACACUCCUAGUGGUCAUAGAGAGAAGGUAACACCAAUAGCACUGAGCUGAUAACAUCAGCUGACUUACUGUAAAAACACUGUAAACAUUUUCUGAUAUCAAAAAAUAUGUCUCUGUCUUAUGUGAUAUAUUUUUGUGCUGGAUUGUUUCUGUAUUGAUGUGUACCAAUUAUGAACCACAAGAUCUGGAUUAAUUACAAUUUACUUAAAUAUGUUCAAGCUCAAGGGAUCCUCAAUUCUUACCGACACAUGCCAAAUUUGUCCAAAUGUCAGAGAGUGUCGUAAUAUAUCAGUAACCUACACUAACACAAUGCAGUAGUAGAGUCAAAAUAAGUUUUGUAUGAAAAAAAAACAAAGUAUUCAAAUAACUAGUAGCAUAGCGGUAACUCAAUGUGCCUUGUCAAAAAAAUCAGCCAUCGAUUGUGAUUCUAUUUAAAGGGGACCUAAAACCCAACAUCUUCUGAGCAAUAAUUUGUUGUGGGUGAGCACCAGGGAAAAGCCCAGUGAAAAACACCAGAAAAAGUUGCUACAUUUGGCUUCUAAAUAGGAGUCAUAAAACACAUUCGCUGCCAUUGACGGCAGUAAACGGUGAAUCCAUUUUGACUGGGAGGGUGUUGGCAGCGAUUUUUCACUGCCAGCCUCUCCCAGUCAAAAUAGAUCAGACGUCUAUCAGUUAAUGGCGCAAUAAAGUGGCAAAGGUAGAAACUCUGAGAGUAAGAAUCAUAAACAAUAAGUCUAAACAAACAACAACAAAAAAACAUAGACAACCCUCUCAAAACAGGCUUAUUUUCAGCUAAGUAAAAUGACGUGUGAAAAAUGUUAUUCUUGUAUCAAUAAAUAUGAUGUCAUAUUCAUGUGAUUAGACCCUGCAUUUUAUGAAAACGGUUUAGUUGUUUGACCCAUAGUUAAGGCAUAUCUUUGAUAUACAGUACGAGGGACACGAUUUUUGAUUCGAUUCAAUACAUUUAAUGCUCUGAAACAAAAAAUAUACACGUGUUUUUAAUUUUUAAAAUUUUGCUAACAAGCAAAAAUAGCAACGCAAUCAUAUAAACAUGCAAUGUAGUGCAUACUAUUUAUGUGCUUACUUCUUACUGAUCUGAAGAAAUAAUUGUAUAAAAGUGCUGAGAACAAUCUUUACUUUUUGUAAAGUGAAGCAGGCAGUGCUUAAUUUGUAAAUCAUAAGGUGCCGGAACGCAAAGUACAUAUGACAGCACAGGUAUGACUAGACACGCACAGGUCCCGGAACACAGGCAAAAACUGGUAAAUGUGUCGAAAACAACACUCAAAUGCCCACUUGCCAUGCUGUGGGAUUUAUAAGCCUCAUUUUCAGAUAAUAAUAAUAAUAAUAAUACAUUGUAUUUCUAGAGUGCUUUUCAAGCCUCUGCUAGCGGCAGAGUUUGUUUAUUCAAGGCAAAGCUGCGCCGGACAUUUUAGCGCGAGAGACGACAAAUUCGGAAAAUGCAUUUUGACAGCAUUUCAUUUAAAUCGAAUGUUUUUGCAUAAUGAAUCGAAGAGGGCGUAUUGAACGGUUCAAUAUAAAAUCGAAUAUUGUUGCAUCCAUCGUAAAUAUUGCGCUCGGCACUUCUUUUUUUUCCCUUUAGCUUGUGCGCUAGUCAAUUUGCAUGUUUGAGUAAGUCUGUUAUCUAACUUUAAUUAGUUAGAGAUAGGUUUGUCUGAAGUUUCGACUUGGACCACUUUUAUAUCACUCCCAUGCAAAUAGACAAAAGGAGUUAGCCCAUUGUAGUUCUUAAAGGCUCAGUUGACCUCUGGGGUCUUUCUGUCUUCAGGUAUUUUUGAAAUGAUGAGACAGUGCUGAAAAUCACAUAGAACAUUGCUGCUCUCUAGCGGUGAUUAUGAAUAAUACAACUUGACUUCAAACAAUACAAUCGCUCCAUCUUCAAUAUUGACAAUGCUAGCAUCACAAUUAACAAGCAUCUAUUUAUGGCUUCACGUUCGUUUGAAACUUAAGUUUAUUAUGUAUAUCCAUAACUAGGGUGACCAUAUUUUGAUUUCCAAAAAAAGAGGACACUCGGCCCGGCCGUGAGAUACUUGAAUUUUACUUGAAGUUUACUCAAAGAUGUCUAUAUCACUUCAAUAUAUUUAAAGUGGGCCUCCUCCAUCUGGAUGGAACAAUUCAGUAUUAUAAAAGAAAUUAUAGCCAUAUAGUAUAUAACUAAACACGCAAAUUGUCCUUGCACAUGUGGUAGAAUUGACAAUAAAGCAAACUUUGAAACUUUGAAAUUCAAAAUCUCAAAGGUUACUCAACAGGCUUUAUUAUUCCUAAAAAUUAAUUAAAAAAAACCCCACCACACACCUGGAAUUAAAAAAUAAUCAAAAAGAUUAAUAAUAUAAUGCAGACCCAUAGAAAUGUAGUCCGGUCAGUACACACGCACACACAGUAGUCUAUGUGGCAACUAAAUAUUUUUUAUAAACUACUAUCACAACAAUUGUCGUUGAAUAAUUGUUAUUCCCACUCAAGUUAUCCUCAUUCACUGUUCUAGAUUGCAUGCAAACAAUAACUGAAAAAAACAGAGAAACGAUUCAACCAGCAUGUGUGCAAAUCCAGUUCAAAUCUACAUUUCCCAGAAUGCCUAGCGCGGCUUAGCCCACAGACAGCUAUCCUAUUAGCGAGCACAGGUAGCCGAGCCAAACUCAAACAUUGCUAUGAAAGUUUACAAUCAUCGGCAGCGCAACGAUACUACACCAAACGGGAUUUUACAGAUCACACCAGUACAAAGCUCCGAUAGAAGUCAACAGUUGCCGAAAAGUAAGUUUAGCAAGUGUACAUACCGAUAGCCUGUGAGCUCCUGUGGUGAUGAAGAUUUGUUUGUGAAUGAGAAUUGACAGUUGAACCCAUGAUAAAUCCAGUAUGUGACUGUGCAAUGCAUACACAAAUUUGUAUCCAAAGUAGAAUAAAGGUAUUUUUGACUUAAUUACAAUUUUAGGUACAUGAGCAUUUCAUUAUAUACGUAUUGAACACAACAAUUGAGCCGGGAACACGUACAGGCCCGACAGUACUGUAGUAUUCUGUGCAAAUCGUCAGUCAAAAAACCGGACAUUUUCCUGAAUUUAUAAAACCCCACCGGACGCCCAGAACAGGAUGUAAAAAGUGGACAUGUCUGGGCAAAAGAAGACGUUUGGUCACCCUAUUUUAUUAGCAUUCAACUCUUUCACUUUAAUGGACAAAACAGCAAAGCCGUGACUGAAUAGCCUUCAAAAAUAUCGUAUAUGUGAACUAAUCUGGGACAGGUUUUCUUGUCUCGCCUAAGCAUGGCAAACAAAUAGAAAACAUCCUCAUCCAAAUUUGUCACAUCUAAUUAAAAAGGUCAAUUACAAGCAGUUUGACCUUUAGAGGUCAGCGGAGUUCACCUCUGAACUGGCCCGUUGCUCUACUGCUAAGCCUGUUAUUAGAUUAGAUGCAAUAAUGACAACAUCUUUUGCCUUUGCAUAUGAUUAACGGCAUUUGGUGGGGAGGCGGGUGAAGGACAAUUUAAUCAAUGAUGCGGAAUGACAAGUUGGUAAAUGAAUUAGACUCUGACCAUGGGCUGUGAUCAAUGGCAAAUGUUAAGCAGGUUGAAUGUAUGGUUUGAUUCAAUUGCUUUGUUGUUUGACUUAAAUCUACUCUGGUGCCUCGCAUUCUUUUUAGGGCAAUCAAGCAAACAGUUGAAUGCCUUUUUGGACUUGGUGUGCAAAAACAAGGUGGUAGUGCAUCUUUCAUCCUGCCACACGAGGGCAGUGUUUGCCUAUGAAAAAGCUUUUACAUGGUUUACCUGCGCAGUUAAUUUUAAAACCAUUAAGCAACGACGUGAAUAAUAAAAUCGCACACAAAUAAAUACGUGACGAUAUUACAAUUCAUUCUAAACAUAAAUACGAAUAAAAAAAUAUUAUGUAUUUUUUUGUUGUUGCACAAGUUGAUUAACACUUUUAAGACUUGGAAUGGACAAAUUGUGAUCCAUCAACUACUAGUGCUCUAACAACUAAGGGUGUCUGACUGUUUAUUAUUUUAGUUUGUACUUUAAGAUCACUCUUAAGAUUAAAAGAAAAACAAUAAACACACCUUUUUUUGAGCUAUAAAAUGGGUUUAUAUCCAUAGUUUGUUUCAACUUUGAGACUUGACUAUGCAGCAUACUGCAGUAAACCAUCAUCUUUGACCCUCUCUGAAUAGCAGUCUGCCAUUAGAUAGUCAGAAAAUUAAUGAUAUAUCUUUUUUUAUGAAGUGAAAAAGCUGUUAAUGGCAUGGUCAGCCAUUGAACAAAAAGAUUAUUUUGGUAAAUAAUGAGAGAAAAAUGUACCUUUGUAAAACUUAUGAAUUAUGCAUGAGAGUUAGGGGUGAGACAAAAUAUCGAAAUGGUGAUAUAUCGUGAUACUUUGUAUCCCAAAAGGUUAUUGAUAUGCUUCUGCCAAAAAUCGAGAUAUCGUUUUAAAAAGGUGGCAGUGUUUUAAAAAAAAAAAAAAAAAAAAAAGGGACCAACAAGUUGCUACCAUAAUCUUCCACAAUAAUAGUGUCUCAGGUAACUCUAAGGCUGCCAUUGACGGUGCUCGACGCCCAAUCCAUUUACACUGGGAAAGUUCGUUCAUCCGAAAUAGGGCUGCAGCUUUCGAUUAUUUUAGUAGCCGAUUAAUCGAUGAACUAUUUAUUUUGAAUAAUCGAGCAAUCGGAUAAGGAACAUAAAAAAUUAAAAUACCUGAGCUGAGCCUCACACGGUAUAUUAAAAAAAAAAAAGAGGAUCUAUGAACAACAAAAGAACAAUUGACUAACAUAGCAAAAGUUCGUUAGCUUAAAUGCUAUAAAAUGCUAACGCUUUUUUACAAUGCUCUUAACAAAUGGUUCAGACAUAUAUUCCCACAAAAAAUGGCUAAAUAUACCUUUAAACUAAAUUACGAAUGCAUUCAAAAAAAUCAUUAGCUCAAAAAAAAAACGUAGCUUAUGUUGGUCUUAAUAGGGAGCAGAUGGAUUUAGCCAUGUGAGAUGAGGUAGACUAGAGGGCUGUGUAUCCACCCAAAUCAAUGAAAAUGAAUGCAAACACUUUCAAAACAAACUAUUACAACGCCACUUUAAUUAAACGAAUACUCAAAGCAGCAAAAUUUAAUUGAAUUUUUUUUUUUUCUACUCGAAUACUCGAGUUAAUCGAUUAGUCAUUGUAGCACUAAUUCGACACCAGAGCAUUUUAGUCAUUCUGUCCGAUUUUUCGGGGCAUUAACAGGUCACUUGCUGUUCAUUUACAGGUCAUUUCCUGUUGAGUUUGAGUCACUACCUAAUCAUUUGGGUGACUCCCAGGUCACUUCCGCUUCUGUAACUAAAAAUAAACAGGAAGUGACCCAUAAAAUACCCCCAAAUAAUAGGAAGUAACUGAAAAUCAACAGGUAAAUGACCUUAAAUGGCCCAAAAUUACCUCAAUGACGGCCAUAGACGUUCAAUCCGUUUGAACUGGGAGGGUGGCAGCGAAUGAACGAAUGUUGGACGUCUACUAGUGAUAAACUCAUUCCAAUUCACAGCAGAAGCUUGUUUUUCUGUUUAUUAGUUGUUUGUAGAAUAUCUCAGAAUGAUUUCCUGACCAAUGUAUCGAUAAUCGUUGAAUCGCCAUAUCGUCAGAUCAUCAUCGUGAGCUUUGUAUCGCAAAUCGUAUCGUAUCGUGAGGUAACAAGAGGUUCCCACUCCUAAUUAGAGGACUAUUUUGCAUCCAUAAAGCAAAACAAAUGUAUUAAGUAGACUAGUCACUGAGAUACAGUAUGUUACUCUAAUCAUUUUCUACUAAACAUCCCCCAUGAAUGAAAAUGUUGCCUUCACCUUAUCUUUG
This is a messenger RNA of Corythoichthys intestinalis (scribbled pipefish), 8270 nucleotides long. RefSeq lists its product as uncharacterized. Bases 1108 to 2442 code for a protein of 444 amino acids. The record is from RefSeq and is a predicted model, not a curated record. NCBI's taxonomy places the organism in Eukaryota, Metazoa, Chordata, Actinopteri, Syngnathiformes, Syngnathidae. The transcript is spliced from 5 exons.